Molecule: messenger RNA, 2593 nt
Organism: Symphalangus syndactylus (siamang)
Lineage: Eukaryota; Metazoa; Chordata; Mammalia; Primates; Hylobatidae
Product: apolipoprotein L2
Biological process (GO): lipid transport; lipoprotein metabolic process
Cellular component (GO): extracellular region; membrane
Molecular function (GO): lipid binding
Source: RefSeq, a predicted model, not a curated record
UAGGACUCCACGUCUCUGGCCCUCACCUCUGUCCCUCCGUUCAGACCUCUGGGGUGAUGGAGAAGAAACAGGCUGUGCUGUGUCCCUGAUGGGAAGCAUGGCUGAGACAGGGGAGUGAGAAGGGCUCCUUGCAGAAUGGUGCCUGUGGCAUGAUGCCAGCUUUGCAAUCAUGAGAUUCAAAAGACACACUAUGGAAUUGAGGAGGCCCCGCAGCGACAUGGACGGAGCUGCUUUGCUGAGAGUCUUUGUCCUCUACAUCUGGACGAGUGCACUUUUCCUUGGUGUGGGAGUGAGGGCAGAGGAAGCUGGAGUGAGGGUGCAACAGAACGUUCCAAGUGGGACAGUGACAGAUACUGGAAAUCCUCAAGGUAAGCCCCUCGGUGACUAUGCUGCUGGCAGCAUGGACCCAGAGAGCAGCAUCUUUAUUGAGGAUGCCAUUAAGUAUUUCCAGGAAAAAGUGAGCACACAGAAUCUGCUACUCCUGCUGACUGAUGAUGAGGCCUGGAACGGAUUCGUGGCUGCUGCUGAACUAACCAGGGAUGAGGCAGAUGAGUUCCACAAAGCUCUGAACAAGCUUGCAAGACACGUAAUCAUGAAGGACAAAAACUGGCAUGAUAAAGACCAGCAGCACAGGAAGUGGUUUUUGAAAGAGUUUCCUCACUUGAAAAGGGAGCUUCAGGAUCACAUAAUAAGGCUCCAUGUCCUUGCAGACGGGGUUGAGCAGGUCCACAGAGGCACCACCAUCACCAACGUGGUGUCCAGCACUGCCGGUGUUAUCUCUGACAUCUUGACCCUCAUCGGCAUCGGUCUGGCACCCUUCACAGAAGGAAUCAGUCUUGGGCUCUCGGAAACUGGGAUGGGGAUGGGAAUAGCGGCCGCUGUGACCGGGAUUGCCAGCAAUGCUGUGGAACAAGCAAAGAAAUUGUGGGCACAAGCCCAAGCUGGCAACUUAGACCAAAGAGAAUCUGACGUAGCUAAGGUAAUAAAGGAAUUUAUGGGUGAGAACACACCCAACUUUCUUUCCUUAAUUGACAAUUCUUACCAAGUCAUACAAGGCAUUGGGAAGGACAUCCGUGCCAUCAGACAAGCUAGAUCCAACUCUCAAUUGGAACCAUCUGCCACACCCCUUGAGAUCAUUGGGCAAAUCUCAGCUGAAAGCGAUGAAGAAGUGGGGAGAGUUACUGAAAGCCCCACCCUGGAAAUGAGCAGAGGAACCAAGAUUGUGGGUGUGGCCACUGGAGGCAUCUUGCUUGUGCUGGACGUGGUCAGCCUUGUGUAUGAGUCAAAGCACUUGCAUGAGGGGGCAAAGUCAGAGUCAGCUGAGGAGCUGAAGAAGCAAGCUCAGGAGCUGGAGGGGAAGCUCAACAUUCUCACCAAGAUCCAUGAGAUUCUACAGGCGGACCAAGAACUGUGACCCCAGAGCAGGGCAGCCACCAGGGGAAGUGUGCCAGGCACAGGCCAGGACAAAAUGCAAACUUUUUUUUUUUUUGAGAUGGAGUCUCACUCUGUCGCCAGGCUGGAGUACAGUGGUACGAUCUCGGCUCACUGCAACCUCCGCCUCCCAGGUUCAAGCCAUUCUCCUGCCUCAGCCUCCUGAGUAGCUGGGAUUACAGGUGAGCAACACCACACCCAGCUAAUGUUUGUAUUUUUAGUAGAGAUGGGGUUUCACCAUGUUGGCCAGGAUGGUCUCGAUCUCUUGACCUCAUGAUCCGCCCUCCUCGGCCUCUCAAAGUGUUGGGAUUACAGGCGUUAGCCACCACGCCGGCCAAAAUACAAACAUUGUAUUAGGUGGAUAAACAGGGUGAGGUAAAGUUUAUGGAACUGAGUGUUAGGGACUUUGGCAUGUCUGUAGCUGAGCACAGCAGGGGAGGGGUUAAUGCGGAUGGCAAGUGCGCCAAGGAGAAGGCAGGAAUGCUGGGGCCUGGAAUAAGGGAAGAGAGGGGACUGGAGAGUGUGGGGAAUGGGAAGAAGCAGUUUACUUUAGACUAAAGAAUAUAUUGGGGGAGGAAUAGAGGGAGACGUGCAGGAGCCAGCAAUGAGAAGGCCAGGAAAAGAAAGAGCUGAAAAUGCAGAAAACCAAAGAGUUAGAACUGUUGGAUACAGGAGAAGAAAGACUGGCUCCACUAUCGACCUGCCCCAAGAUUUGAUGUCCUUCCAAGAAUGAAGUUUUUCCCUGAUGAUGGUCUCUCACUCUGUCUUUCCAGCAUCCACUCUCACUUGUCCUUGUGGGGGCGUGUCUCAGUCAGCCAGUGGCUUCUUGAUGAUGGUGGUUGGGGUGGUUGUCGUGUGACGGGUCCCCUCCAGGUUACUAAAUGGUGUAAGUCCCCUGCUUGAACCCUGAAAGGCAGGUGGUGGGCCAUGGCCAUGGUCCCCAGCUGAGGAGCAGGUGUCCCUGAGAACCCAAACUUCCCAGAGAGUAUCUGAGAACCAACCAAUGAAAAUAGUCCCAUCGCUCUCACCUGGUAAGUAAACAGUCAGAAAAUUAGCAUGAAAGCAGUUUAGCAUUGGGAGGCAGCGCAGAUCUCUAGAGCUGUCCUGAGGCCGCCCAGGAGUGCCCUGUGUGUAAGUCCUAAUAAACUCACCUACUCACCAA